UUCCGCAGACUCGAACCUACACUACACUCUCGGCCAACUUAGUACUACCUCCGCCAGCAUGCGGUUCACCAAACCAGCAUGGGUCAUGCAUAAAGACUCCGCCAUGCGCGGGGACGAGAAACGCGUCUCCAUCUUCUCCUGCCACGUCCACCCGGACGGCUCGCGCAUCGCGACGGGCGGCCUCGACGCGAAAGUGCGCAUCUGGAGCACCAAGCCGAUUCUCAACCACGCCUCCGAGCUCUCCGGGCGCCCGCCGAAGUCGCUCAGCACACUCACGAUGCACACCGGGCCCGUGCUCGUCGUGCGCUGGGCGCACUCCGGCCGGUGGCUCGCGAGCGGCAGCGACGACGAGAUCGUGAUGAUAUGGGACCUCGACCCGACGGCGAGGGGAAAGGUGUGGGGCUCGGACGAGAUGAACGUCGAGGGGUGGAAGCCCCUGAAGCGACUGGUGGGACAUGAGAGCGAUGUAACGGACGUUGGAUGGUCGCCCGGAGACAGGUACCUCGCCUCAGUAGGGUUGGACUCAGCGGUGUUGAUCUGGUGCGGGUUCACACUAGAACGGCUACGCAAGAUUGACCAACACCAAGGUUUCGUGAAGGGAGUAUGUUGGGAUCCCGUCGGGGAGUUCCUGGCUACCGGUUCUGAUGACAGGUCCGUCAGGAUAUGGCGGACAACCGAUUGGGAGUUGGAGGCAGAAGUCAAGAAGCCCUUCGAUCACUCUCCCGGCACAUUUUUCCGACGCUUGAGCUGGUCUCCGGACGGCGCUCAUAUCACCGCCUCGAAUGCCACAAAUAACGAGGGCUAUGUUUUCAUUGCGGCUGUCAUUGCGCGAAAUUCGUGGACUUCGGAGAUUAGUUUGGUAGGGCAUGAGAACACAGUCGAAGUCGCGGCGUACAACCCGCAUAUCUUCCUACGGGAUCCAUCUCAACCGGUGACCGCCCCAAAUAUCUGCUCGGUGGUCGCCCUCGGAGCGGAUGAUCGAGCGGUGUCUGUUUGGCAAACGAAGGCGCCUCGCCCGUUGAUAGUUGCCAAGGAUGUCUUCGAGAGACAGAUCAUGGACUUGAGCUGGUCUACGGAUGGCCUUACGUUGUACGCAGUCUCGUCGGAUGGUACCAUGGCAGUAUUCAGUUUCGACGUCAAGGAGCUGGAGGGCAUCGCGCCUUCCUCCGCCCAGGAACAGUACCUCAAGCGGUUCGGCUUCACCGCGCCUCCCUUGCCCGAGGGUUUCUCCCAUCAGAUGGCCGCAGACACGGCGAAAGCCCAGGCCAAUCACCGUAUCACUCCUCCUCCGUCCCCACGCACACAGGGCCAGGACUUUGGGAGCGCCACGCCCGCCACGGUGCGGAACGGCGGGGAACAGAUCAACACGCUCAUCGCAAAGCGCAAGCCCAAGAAGCGCAUACAGCCCACUUUCGGCGGCUCGCUCUCUGGCGCAGUCCCCUCUUCCUCCACCAAUGGGGUCACGUCUUCAAAACCCGCCUCCAGAGCACCUCAGCGCGCUUUCCAAGACGUACCUUCCUCGAACCACGUCUCCAUCUCGGUACCGUCUACGUCGGCGCUCGCGUUGUCGGUGUCGCAGCCGUUCAGCGAGAGCGUCAGCGGCUUUGGGCUGGGAUUAAACACAGGGGAGGCCGACGACUACCCUAUGGACCUCGAUGGCGAGGUACGCAUCAGCUCGCUCGAGACGUUCGGCCAAAAUGGCAGGGGCAAGCGGAGGGCGGGAGAGGAUAUGGACGACCGUGCCGCGACGAAACCUCGGACGCUUGGGGGAGACCGGGUCAGAGAGAACGUCCCCGUGCGGCCUAUCGCAAGCCGGGGCGCUGCCGCGAUGGCCAUACCUGCGUUAUUGGCUGAGGGAUCGGGCAUAGCAGGUCGCCUCGAGCCUCCACAGCUUGUCACAUAUCUAAAGGCUGCAGUUGAGGGGAGCGAGGAUAUCUUCGAGGGACGGAAUGCUGAGGGAGAUGAUCCCAACGAGGUCAUAUUCGUGAGCGGAAAGCAGACACAGUGGCUCGACUACGUGCCGUCACCAAUCCUCGCAUUGGUCGCCACAACCACAUUCUGCGCCGUUGCGAUGCAGGAUGGUUCGGUGAACGUGUACUCACACACAGGCAGACGUUUGAUGCCUGCACUGAGCCUCGGUGUCCCUUGUCACGCGCUAGCUGGGUCUAAGAACAUGCUCCUGGCUCUGACUGUCUCUGGCAUGCUCUACGUCUGGGAUGUCCGUAAACAAGCCGCCAAAUUUUCUCCCGCAUCCAUCAAUCCCAUCCUCGCCGCCUCACCAAAUCUCACCAUCGCCUCCACGUCCAUCCGACCGAAUGGCGCUCCCGUGAUUCAGCUCUCUGACGGGGUCACGCACUCGUACGACCCGGCACUGCUGGCGUGGACGAAGCUCAGCGAGCCGUGGUGGGCAGAGGGUUCGGACGCAUGGCAGGGCCGCCAGCGGACAAACAACCAAUCUGCUGCGCGCGGGCCGGUCACGAUCAUCGAGGGGGCCAUCAGCGAGCGGAUGGCGGUCGACAGCGCGCGGGCGGAGAAGGUGCGGCCCGCGUGGUGGAGCGCCGCGCUCACGCUGGGCCACCUGGAGAGCAAGCUGCACGCGGCGAAGGCGCUGGACAGCCCACAGGAGUACAAGCAGGCGCUGCUUCUGUACGCGAAGCGGAUCGCGGACGAAGGGUUCAGAGCGAAGGCCGAGGAGCUUGCUAAGGAGCUCUUCGGGCCUGUAUAUUGGCGACCAAACCGCGACGAGGCGUGGUCUCCGACGACACUGGGCAUGCUGAAGCGCGACCUCCUCAAAGAGGUUCUCAACAUCUUCAUCCGGAGCAAGACGUUGACGAAGUUGGGUCAAGACUGGCAAGAGAUCAUGAAGAAGUCGCAAAGCGGGGAGUGACCGCUCGAGUGAUCGAGUUUUCCAUCUUGUUUAGCCAGGCUUUCUUAUUACUACGGGUAUUGUGUGAACAUGGCACUGACGCUGGUGCGAUGUGCUCUAGACACUCAUCGGCGCUGUGCUGGGUACUAUCGAGGGUACCGUCGGUUCCCCCUCUGGAGAAUUGAUCGCCAGCAAACCGAUGAGUUCCGAUGUUCGCCGUACUAUCCCGCCACCGGAUACUUAUGC
Molecule: messenger RNA, 3112 nt
Organism: Trametes versicolor FP-101664 SS1
Lineage: Eukaryota; Fungi; Basidiomycota; Agaricomycetes; Polyporales; Polyporaceae
Product: WD40 repeat-like protein
Exons: 12
Coding region: 59-2887 (942 amino acids)
Biological process (GO): chromatin remodeling; regulation of DNA-templated transcription; DNA-templated transcription
Cellular component (GO): nucleus; HIR complex
Molecular function (GO): protein binding; nucleosome binding
Source: RefSeq, a predicted model, not a curated record